This is a messenger RNA of Camelina sativa (false flax), 1585 nucleotides long. Its product is annotated as sodium/pyruvate cotransporter BASS2, chloroplastic. The record is from RefSeq and is a predicted model, not a curated record. Lineage: Eukaryota; Viridiplantae; Streptophyta; Magnoliopsida; Brassicales; Brassicaceae. Gene Ontology annotation, cellular component: membrane.
UGAAGAAGAAAGGGGGGGCAGGAGAAUGUGUGGCUCUCGUCUCCCACAUCACUCCCACAAAACCCCUUAUUACCUCCUCCUCCUUAUUUGGAGAUGUCUCAAUUUCAUCUUUUCUGAUUCACCCAACAUCCUAAAACCCUCUCUCGACCACAAAAAUGGCCUCCAUUUCUAGGAUUUUGCCAACAGAUGGCAAAUUAAGUCAAUGCAGAAUCAACACUUGUUGGGUUCCUGCUACGAGGAGGAGCAGAGCUCAAACUCUUUUGGAUUCUCCCAAGUUGGUUUCUGUUCGUAGCUCUGGGAUUAGUUUGAGGAUUCAGAAUAGUAAACCAUUACGUCCUGUCUCUGCUCUUGAAGCAACAACAACCUCCUCCAGGAGUAGUAGUGUUGUGUGUAAGGCUGCUGCAGGUGAUGUACCUGAGAGUACUCCUAAGGAACUUAGUCAGUAUGAGAAGACUAUUGAGCUUUUGACAACCCUUUUUCCACUUUGGGUUAUUUUGGGAACACUUGUUGGCAUCUUCAAGCCGUCUUUAGUUACAUGGUUGGAAACAGAUCUCUUUACUCUAGGUCUUGGAUUUCUUAUGCUCUCCAUGGGAUUAACUCUUACGUUUGAAGAUUUCAGAAGAUGUUUACGUAAUCCAUGGACGGUGGGUGUUGGUUUUCUUGCUCAAUACUUGAUCAAGCCAGUUCUAGGUUUUCUCAUUGCAAUGACUCUUAAGCUUUCAGCACCUCUUGCGACUGGUCUUAUCCUAGUCUCAUGCUGCCCUGGAGGACAAGCGUCAAAUGUUGCUACCUACAUUUCCAAGGGGAAUGUGGCGCUCUCUGUACUGAUGACUACGUGUUCAACCAUCGGGGCUAUUAUAAUGACUCCUCUUCUCACUAAGCUUCUUGCUGGCCAGCUUGUUCCCGUUGAUGCUGCUGGACUUGCUAUUAGUACUUUUCAAGUAGUGUUGGUGCCUACUAUAGUUGGAGUUCUGGCCAACGAGUUCUUUCCUAAAUUUACAUCAAAGAUCAUAACAGUGACGCCUCUAAUUGGAGUCAUUCUGACCACCCUUCUCUGCGCCAGCCCUAUUGGACAAGUUUCAGAGGUUUUGAAAACCCAAGGAGCUCAACUUAUACUCCCGGUGGCAGUCCUUCAUGCUGCAGCCUUUGCUAUUGGCUACUGGAUUUCUAAGUUUUCUUUCGGCGAGUCCACUUCGCGCACCAUUUCUAUAGAAUGUGGAAUGCAAAGUUCAGCGCUCGGGUUCUUGCUUGCACAAAAGCAUUUCACAAACCCUCUAGUUGCUGUUCCUUCUGCAGUCAGUGUUGUCUGUAUGGCGCUUGGCGGGAGUGGCUUGGCCGUGUUCUGGAGAAACCAACCAAUUCCGGCAGAUGACAAGGAUGACUUCAAGGAGUGAGUGAGUGACAUAGGAAAGGCGGUUUGCAUCUCCAAACGAUGUGAUUGUUGUAAUGUUUACUAAUUUGUGUUGAAAAAGUUUUUGUUUUAAGAGACAUAGAAACAAGGGCGUGCAUGAGAACUUGUGGUCAAAUUUAUUUUGUUUCUCAAUGAAUGGACACAAAUCUGUUUUUUUGGCACACUUUUUCCAAA